Molecule: messenger RNA, 1009 nt
Organism: Adelges cooleyi (spruce gall adelgid)
Lineage: Eukaryota; Metazoa; Arthropoda; Insecta; Hemiptera; Adelgidae
Product: ankyrin repeat and SOCS box protein 12-like
Exons: 4
Coding region: 303-776 (157 amino acids)
Molecular function (GO): protein binding
Source: RefSeq, a predicted model, not a curated record
UCUCUCAUAUUUUGUAAUUGUAUAUUAAUUAUUAAAAUAUUAAUUAGUGUGUAGUUAAUUAUGAUUUAUUUAUUUUUAAUUAAAUUUAUAAUAAAAAAUAUCUAAAAAAAAUGACAAAAAAUCCAAUUUUAUUUUUUUAUUUGAUCUGUGCUUGUUACUAGUUAGUAACUGAUAAGUGAUAAUUGAAAAUGCGUUCGAUUUAUUUUUCGUUUAGUAAAUAGAAUUUAUCAACCAUAAGAAUGAGAUUCUUGUAGCCAUUUAAAAAUCAAAAUGUUUUUAUUGGCACUUUUAUCAUAUCAUGCAUGCAACGGAUAAGAAAAAUUAUUUUACGGCAGUUUGAACAAUACACACAUAGACAUAGGGAUGCAGCAUUUAUUGGUCAUUUAAAAUGUUUGAAAUUUGGACAUCAAAACGGAGGUGAUUGGACCAGAACAACUCUUUUAAAUGCUGUGGUAAGCGGUGAUUUGGAUUGUAUGAAAUAUGCACUUAAGAAUGGAUGUCCACUUAACAGUAAUUAUGCUGAGCAACUUGAAGAUUCUAUUUGUGGUAUGUCUAGUGAAGUAGAAGAGAUAUGUGCUGCUGCCUCUAGUAAUGGUCAUUUAGAAUGUUUAAAGUAUUUACAUGAAAAUGGCUGUCCAUGGAAUGAAACUACAACUUUGAACGCUGUUUCUUAUGGUCACUUAGAAUGUCUAAGAUAUGCAAUUCAAAAUGGUUGUCCUUAUGAUACUGAAAAGGUAGAAAUUGCGCUAUUUGAAAUGUAUGCAGAGAAAAAAUAGAGCAGCUCAAAAAGUAUUAUGAAACUGAUCCAAUAAUAAAGACUUAUGUUGUGUCAAAGUAAACUGACUGGUUGUGAGUCAGGACUAAGCCUUAUGUCAACAGAUGAAUGUUGCAACGGUAUUGGACAAAUAAGAAUGUUUUUAAUAUUUUAAAUAUUUAUAGUAUUAACAUAAAUAUGUAUUUAAUAAGUAUGAAAUAUUAUUAUUUAUUAAGUUUAAAGGAAGUGUCAUAA